Phanerochaete carnosa HHB-10118-sp is the source of this 5613-nucleotide messenger RNA. RefSeq lists its product as uncharacterized. The transcript has 16 exons. Gene Ontology annotation, molecular function: DNA binding; DNA-directed RNA polymerase activity. The record is from RefSeq and is a predicted model, not a curated record. Gene Ontology annotation, cellular component: RNA polymerase I complex. The coding region runs from base 99 to 5237 and encodes 1712 amino acids. Gene Ontology annotation, biological process: DNA-templated transcription. Lineage: Eukaryota; Fungi; Basidiomycota; Agaricomycetes; Polyporales; Phanerochaetaceae.
CGCCCGUGGUAGGAUCCUCGAAUUCGCUCUAAGUCACUCUGCUCGAGGAGCUCAGUCUGGUUGGUCACUCUCAACUUGCCUGAAUCCUGCAUUCGGCCAUGAACAUCGCACACUCCUUUCCUGCCACCGUCCAGAGCAUCUCCUUCUCCUUCCUAGCCACUGAGGAUGUCCGGCGCAUCUCUGCGAAGCAAAUAGUCAAUCCAAAUCUCCUGGACGAGCUUAACCGACCCACCUCUGGUGGUCUAUAUGACCCAGCACUCGGGCCAAGUGAUAAGCAGGACAUUUGUGCGACAUGCCGUCUGUCCUACUUCACUUGCCCUGGUCACUUCGGGCAUAUCGAACUCCCUGCGCCAGUUUUCCAUCCGCUAUUCAUGGGGAAGAUGUAUGAUGUCCUGCGGGGCACAUGUCUGUUCUGCCACAAGUUCAAGGCGAAUCCGUACAUGAUCUGCAAAUUCCAAGGCAAAUUGCGUUUGCUUGAGCACGGCCUCCUUCUCCCUGCUAAGAUGCUGGAUGACCUACGAGUGACCUCUGAGAAGAAGGGCAAGCUGGAGGGCGAUGAAGAUGACGAGCCGACUGAGACCUUCGAAAACUAUCAAAUGCGAGUCAACGCUUUCGUAGCAGCACACCUUACUGGUGCUUCUUCCAGCAAACGCGAUGACUAUAAGGACACUCAGGUCUAUCAGGAGCGUAAAGCUGUCAUGCACGAAUUUCUUAAGGCGACCAUCACGAAGAAGUGCCAGAAUCCCAGCUGUGGCGCGCAUGCUUAUACUUUUCGCAAGGAGGGCCACACGAAGAUCAUCGAGUACGACUUGUCAGCGAAGCAGAAGGCACGGCACGAUAUCAUUGACCUCAAGCGUUCUAACAUCCUUGACGCCGAGCGUGCUAGCCGUGGCGUCAAGCCUGCACACUCACCGUCCUACUCGCGAACAAACGAGCAAGGCGAUUCCGGAACGGACUCCGAGGCAGAGGGUGAGGAUGUCUGGUCAGAGGACGAGGAGCAAAACCCAGCAGUCACCCAUCACCAGCUGCCGAAGUCUGCUAGCGGUAAGGUGAAGACCUCUCGAGGACGAAAUGAGCGGGUCAUGGCUCCCAUUGAGUGUCGGGCACAUCUACGGCAGUUAUUCGAGAAGGAAUCCGUGAUGUGCUCUCUUCUGUUUGGUCGACAUGGGCCCUUUGCCCCCCUUACCCCACAUAGACUGUCCUUGGCCUCCGCUGAUAUGUUCUUCCUGGAAGUCCUCCCCGUCGCGCCCACCCGCUUCCGUCCACCUGCGAAGAUGAACGAUAUGCUUUUCGAACAUCCUCAAAACGAGCUGUUGACUCGGGUGCUCACAGCGUCCUACAGGCUACGCGAGCUGAGCCAGAGCUUGCAUGCGGCCUCCGAGAAGGGCUCGUCUGCAGACGAAGCUACUAAGGACACGCUCUUACAGCAGCUUCUGGACAAUCUUAUCCAGCUCCAGGUUCAUGUCAACAGUUUCAUUGACAGCAGCAAGAACCCCCAGCCAGUGCGACAAGGCAAGCUCCCGCCGUCUGGCGUGAAGCAGCUGUUAGAGAAGAAAGAGGGUCUUUUCCGGAAACACAUGAUGGGCAAGCGUGUCAACUAUGCCGCGCGUUCUGUUAUCUCCCCCGACGUGAAUAUCGAGCCCAAUGAAAUUGGCAUUCCUCCGGUCUUCGCGCGCAAGCUCACAUUCCCUGAGCCGGUGACACCUAUCAACUUCCAUGAGAUGCGGGCUUUGGUGAUUGCGGGCCCUCGUAGUUAUCCUGGCGCCACGAUGGUCGAGUAUGAAGACGGACACCUGCAAUUCCUGGAUAAUUUAUCGGUGGAGCAGCGUACAGCCGUCGCUAACCAGCUACUAACGCCGCAGGAAGGCGAUCAUGGGUCAUCGCGGUCUGGCUUGCGGACGCGUACGGCCGCCGUCAACAAGAAGGUCUACAGACAUCUGCGGGAUGGAGACCAGUUGAUUCUGAACCGACAGCCUACCCUGCACAAACCGAGCAUGAUGGUUCACAAGGCCAAGGUGCUGCAGGGCGAGAAGACGAUUCGGAUGCAUUACGCUAAUUGUAAUUCGUAUAAUGCUGACUUCGAUGGUGAUGAAAUGAAUAUUCAUUUCCCUCAGAACCAAGUCGCUCGCGCUGAGGCUAUGAUGAUAGCUAACACUGAUAACCAAUACUUGGUCCCAACGUCAGGCAAGCCGCUGCGGGGCCUUAUCCAGGAUCACGUAGUGGCUGGUGUCUGGAUGACUGCGCAAGACACAUUCUUUAGUCGGGAGGAAUAUUUCCAAUUGCUCUAUGGUGCGCUCCGACCAGAAGGGUCCUCGGGUCAUCACAGUGGACGUCUGGUAACGCUCUCACCCACCAUCUGGAAGCCGAAGCCUCUUUGGACAGGAAAGCAGAUCAUUUCCACUGUCAUGCUGAAUAUUACCCCGAGUAACGCUAAGGGCUUGAAUCUCACGGCGAAGGCCAAGGUUCCCGGCCAACUGUGGGGCAAGGACUCAAAGGAGGACACAGUCAUUAUCGUCGACGGCGAGCUUCUCUGUGGUGUUCUUGACAAGUCGGCAUUUGGUGCUACAGAUUUCGGCUUGGUCCACUCUGUCUACGAGCUCUACGGUGCCGAUGUUGCUGGUACUCUGCUCGGCGUCCUCAGUCGGCUCUUCACGAAGUUCCUGCAACAUCGCGCCUUCACUUGCCGAGUGGACGAUUUGGCGCUCACUCCCGAGGGCAGUGCGAUGCGGAAAGAGCUCGUUCGCAAGGGCGCAGACCUCGGCACGGAAGGAGCUAUCGAGAAUUUCCCGUCUCUCGCCUCCCUUCCAGAUAACGAGAAGCCUGCCCAGCUGCGGGCGCUGCUCGAAGAUGUGCUACGCGACGACAACAAGAUGGCCGGUCUGGAUAUGACUGUCAAGAGCAAACUCGCUAAGCUCACGAAGUCUAUCGCGGACGCUGUAAUGCCUCAUGGCCUCCUGCGCCAAUUCCCCCAUAAUCACAUGCAGGCUAUGACACAAUCCGGUGCUAAGGGCAGUGCGGUCAACGCUCAGCAGAUCUCGUGCGCUCUCGGCCAGCAAGAGCUAGAAGGCCGACGUGUUCCUGUUAUGGUCAGUGGCAAGACGCUGCCGUCGUUUAAGCCAUUUGAGACGAAAGCCAUUGCCGGUGGUUACGUCGCCAGUCGCUUCUUAACCGGCGUUAAGCCACAGGAGUUCUUCUUCCACUGUAUGGCCGGUCGAGAGGGUCUCAUCGAUACCGCCGUUAAGACGUCGCGGUCCGGAUACCUUCAACGGUGUCUGAUCAAGCAUUUGGAGGGCAUUCGUGCUCACUACGACAACAGCGUGCGCGGCAGCGACGGUUCUCUCUACCAGUUUCACUAUGGAGGCGACGGCAUGGACGUCACCAGGCAGAAGCACCUGUACCAGUUCGACUUCUUCGCUCGCAAUGAGGAGUCCGCUGUUAACAAAUACAAGCCCCGUGAUGUUCUGCCCCACAUCGACCAGAAGCUGGCCGAAGAGCACAUGAAGAAGCUUCUGAAGAGCAAGCGAAAAGGCCUCGACCCCGGAGAGCCGACGCUGUCCACGUACAACCCUGCGCGGUUCUUGGGUAGCACGUCCGAGAAGUUCGCAGAAAAGGUCGAGGAGUACGCUAAGCUCCUGAAGGAGAAGACCAAGCAGGAUGCCAACAUCAAGAUGCGCAAGCCAUACAUCCACCCAAGGCACUUCAAGCUCCUCAUGAAUGUCAAGUAUAUGCGCAGUCUUGUUGAUCCUGGUGAGGCUGUCGGCCUGCUGGCUUCUCAAGGCGUUGGCGAGCCAUCCACUCAGAUGACCCUUAAUACCUUCCACUUCGCUGGGCAUGGUGCCGCAAACGUUACGCUCGGUAUUCCUCGUCUCCGAGAGAUUGUUAUGACCGCCUCACGCAAGCCGAAGACUCCAUCGAUGACCAUGGCCGUCCGGAAGGGCGUCUCGCUGAAAGACAUCGAUACGUUCUGCAAAAGGGCCGGGCGCCUGACCCUUUCGCAGGUUGUGGACAAGGUUACCGUCAAAGAGACCUUGGCGUCCAACGGCGGCUCUCGAACAAAAGAUUUCUCCAUCGAGCUCUCUUUCUAUCUGCGACAAGACUAUCAAGCUGAGUACGAUGUCCAGCCUUCCGAGAUACUGUCGGCGUUCGGGACGAAAUUCCCGUUAAUCCUCAAGCGAGAGAUUCAGAACGAGCUGAAAAAACUAGAUCAAGACAUGAAGUCUCAGAUGGGAGAAAUUGGUAAGGGCAAGAGCGUCCGGGAACGGGUAGGAGAAGCCGAAGCGGAAACGGGUGGCGAGGAGUUCGAGGAGGGUCGUACUGGACGGGGCGGCAGGGACGAGGAUGAAACGAGCGAAGUGGGCGAUGGCGACGCUGCGGCCACCAAGAGGCAACGCCAAUCCGAAGAGCAGGCCACGUACAGCGAUGACGAAGACGAAGACGAUGCCAUGGAGCAGUACGACGAUGAUGCGAUCGAAGCUGCGUACGCCUCAGCAGGCGAGAGCGAUGACGAGGAUGUCGGCGCCGAUAACGCGAUGGAAGUCGAAGACCUCAGCAACCAGGCUGAGGCCGUCGAACAGACCUUCAUGCAGAACUUCUCGUAUACGAAAGCGUUCAGCUUCCGGGACUCUGGAUGCACAAUCGACCUUCAGUUUUCUUCAGACAUGCCGAAGUUGCUACUCGUUGGUAUUGUCGAGAAGACAUGUACGAAGACCGUUAUCAGGGAGGUCCCUGGUAUCAUGGACUGCUUCAAGAACAAGGAGGAGGAGAAUGGUGAAACGACCUACAAGAUGACCACGAACGGUUCGAACAUCUCUGGGAUUUGGCAAUUCGCUUGCGGCGAUGAGGAAAGCUUGAUUGAUGAAAAUUCCAUCGAGUCGAAUGAUAUCUAUGCCAUCUUGGCGACAUACGGUGUAGAAGCGGCUCGUGCUGCAAUCUUGCGCGAGGUCGGUGGCGUCUUUAACGUGUACAAGAUUGAUGUCGACAGCAGGCAUCUUGAGCUCAUCGCUGACUACAUGACCUUCGACGGCGGUUACAAGCCCUUCAACAGAUCCGGUAUCUCCACUAACCCGUCACCGCUACUCAAGGCAUCCUACGAGACUACUGCCUCGUUCCUCUCAGAUGCCGCACUACACGGCGACUUCGACGACCUCACAACGCCCUCAGGUAAUAUCGUGGCUGGACGCCUCAGCCUUACAGGGACGGGUGUUUUCGACGUUGUGACGCCCAUAGAGGCAUCCUGAAAAGUCUCACGACCUGUCUGUGCUGUCGCAUGUAUAUAUUAUAUAUCUUACAGUGGGUUAGUUUGUAAUAGUUGCACUCCACUAUGUGACUAGUGCCUUCUUUGGAACCAUGAAUACGGUCCUCAAUCGUCACCCAAGUCCCACGGGUCUAUUGUCCACGCUGGCAUGCGCUCGCGGGUUGCCAUCGCGCCCAGGCACGCUACCGCAUUACGGGGACAUAAGGGCAGCAUGAUGAGCAGGAAAUCGGGCAUGUUCCAUACCAUGUCUCGCGCCUGACCGGACGCUCGAUCGCUGAGAGAGUGUAUGUCUGUCGGACCCGGGAGCCUAGUGUCAUAUGCGGGCCAAGAGCGCACCACCGCCGCAGCGUGGUGAAAGA